CAGGUCCUUUGCAGAGCGUCCAUCGAUCCCGACCUGCAGAGAGAGCGCAGGGAGGUACUGGAAACAUUCUCUGCGGCUGGUCGUGCUCUCGUCCACUUUGCUAACUCUGCCUGCGCCAAUUACGGGCUCUCCCCCCUGAUCGAGUCUUCCCUUGGUUGUACCUACGGGGCAUCCAGCUUCGUACCGGUGUUCUAUCAACCAUGUAUUGCAGGAACCGUAGGGCAGGCUCAGGAGAUGUACUGUGCUAAGGUCAAUGUGGCCAGCCGGAUAAUCUUAAUCACAUCCUUCAGUGCCGCCACCUAA
Molecule: messenger RNA, 303 nt
Organism: Dibothriocephalus latus
Lineage: Eukaryota; Metazoa; Platyhelminthes; Cestoda; Diphyllobothriidea; Diphyllobothriidae
Source: the annotation of a GenBank genome assembly